AUGGUGGGAUUGCCGUCAGGGGCACGCUCCGUUUUUCUCUUCUCUCAUAUCACCAUUUAUUUUUGCGAUGGGCGUACGAUAGUGGGACGGGAUCCGUUGAGGUUUUGUGGCAGAAGUCAGCAAGUGCGGAGCGCACCACUUUUGCAGUGUGUGUACAGUAAUCAGGGGUCUUGGUAGAGUUGGCACUAACACGAGUUGACACGAGGGAUAAAGUUUUAUGUAUUUUGUUUGUG
Molecule: messenger RNA, 233 nt
Organism: Chondrus crispus (carragheen)
Lineage: Eukaryota; Rhodophyta; Florideophyceae; Gigartinales; Gigartinaceae
Exons: 2
Coding region: 1-177 (58 amino acids)
Source: RefSeq, a predicted model, not a curated record